CCGGGCCGGGCGCAGCGCGGCGGCGAUGGGCGGCGGAGCACGGGAGCUGGCGGGGUACCUGGCGGCGCUGGGCGGGUGGGUGGCGGCUUUGGCUGCCGCGGCUCUGCCCCAGUGGAGACAGAGCUCGUACGCCGGAGAUGCCAUCAUCACGGCCGUGGGGCUGCACGAAGGGCUGUGGAUGAACUGCGUCGUGCAGAGCACGGGGCAGAUGCAGUGCCGCCUCCACGACUCGCUGCUCUCCCUCGACGUUCACAUCCAGACCUCCCGGGCUCUCAUGGUUAUUUCUCUCCUCCUGGGUUUCUUCGGCAUCAUCGUGAGCGUCGUGGGCAUGAAAUGCACCAAGGUUGGUGAAGAGGAUCCCAUCACCAAGAGCCGCAUCGCUGUUGCUGGAGGUGUCCUCUUCAUCCUCUGCGGUCUGUGCACAUUGGCGGCCGUAUCCUUGUACGCCACACAGGUCACCUAUGAGUUCUUCAGUGCCAACACUCCAAUCAAUGCCAGGUAUGAGUUUGGCUCAGCGCUGUUUGUCGGCUGGGGGGCUGCCAGCCUCACCGUGCUGGGGGGCUCCCUGCUGUGCUGCUCCUGCCCUGCCAAGGAGCGCCAAGGACAGCAGUACUACCGACAGUCGCAGCCUUCCACAGCCCGGGAACCCCAUGUAAAAAUAUCGUCAGCCAUCAGGGGAGAGCAGUGCUUGUAGUGUCUGCACCGUCAGGGAGAUUGGUGCUUGGUUUCCCCUCAAAAAACACCCCAAAGCUACUGCAGUGAGGAUUGGGAAGGAAAACCGUGCUUAAAAACAUAUGUAUCUGAAGUGUGUUUUUAUAUAAAGCGUUGUGUAGAAGAAUGUUUGUAUUCUAUUAAUGUAAACCUGCAUUAACUGUUCUGUGCAAUGUACGCCGUGGGAGCAGUGUUGUUUGGGAUUCCUACUUUUGUGUUGGUUUGUUUGUUUCAAAUAGUUUGUACUAAAAAUUGUGACUCCAUUAAAACAUUUCUGAUUAUGGGUG
This is a messenger RNA of Coturnix japonica (Japanese quail), 998 nucleotides long. It is a transcript of the gene CLDN19, whose product is annotated as claudin 19. Gene Ontology annotation, molecular function: structural molecule activity. NCBI's taxonomy places the organism in Eukaryota, Metazoa, Chordata, Aves, Galliformes, Phasianidae. Gene Ontology annotation, cellular component: membrane; bicellular tight junction. The record is from RefSeq and is a predicted model, not a curated record.